Messenger RNA from Daldinia caldariorum, 1321 nucleotides. RefSeq lists its product as uncharacterized. The transcript has a single exon. The record is from RefSeq and is a predicted model, not a curated record. NCBI's taxonomy places the organism in Eukaryota, Fungi, Ascomycota, Sordariomycetes, Xylariales, Hypoxylaceae. The coding region runs from base 274 to 588 and encodes 104 amino acids.
UGGAUACCAUUUUAAACUUUAUUUCUUUGUGGCUACCAAAGGGAAGCCAACUGCACGAUGCUAGCUAUAUCGUGCCAUAUCGUGCUUAUCAUGCCGAUUGUGUCGUAUAAGAGCACCGUAGGUAGCUCUUUGAUGGAAAGUUCCGAGCAAAUGGCAUUGACCGUCCGUCACUCCAGCACGCAUGGAGGAGCAUUUGCCACAAUCGAUACAUAUAGUAUUUAAAUAAUCAGAACGAAGAAAGAGAACGAGAACAAGAAAACGAAAAAAGGUCCCAUGCUUGACUCCACUUCGUCUGGAACGCUAGAAGAAUACUAUGUGGUAGGUAUAUCGUCCGGUUGUAUUAUUGCUAAUACCUUAGUCUGCACCCAACCGAGAUCCUACCCGCACACCCCCUCGCAUUUUUUCUUUAUUGUUCUGUCUACGGCCUUCGUGCCGUGCGUCGUCCCGGGAGUAUUCUCGCAACACAAAAUAGCCUUAACUGGUUGUAAGGAAUAUGUGGUCUCCGGGACAUAUUACCGUCGAUGCAGGCCACUUUUUAAUUACUUACACAUAAUAUCCUUCUGGUGCUAUCUGGCAGCGGCAUGGUGAAUUCCGAUGGAUGAGAGAUCUAAAUUCGAACGACGAAAAAAAAUGAAGAAGAAAAAGAAACCUCUGGGGAACUCUCUCUGACCUGUCAAAAUGAGGUGCCAUGGUCUAUGAUCCAUGGUUUAAGGCUUAUGGUUCGUAGCUCGUGGCAGCGACACUCACCACUGGACUCUGGAGGAUGAUAUGAACGGGGCUAUGGUUAAAGACACGGCUCUCGACUUCUUAAACUCUCCCCGUGCCCCUUUGUCCUUCUGCCUUCGCACAUUUAACAAUAACCUAAAGUGCCAUCGCCAAGAGAUCAAAUGGCGCACCGAUGGUGAUGAGGAAGGAAGAGCACAUGGGGCGAGGCCAACCGAUCGACCCGGUUACUCCUCUUAGUAGAUUUCGAUAUAAUAUAACUUUACGUAUAAAGAGAGAUCAACUAUGAGGUAGUUGGUAUGACCGGUAUGUGUGGUAUGUGAAUGGAUAGUAAUAGUAUAACUGGGAAAAGGUACAGGUAGGUACAUACCGUACAUGUUCAGUUAUAUGUGUGUACCUAGCGGGCCAAUGAGGGUUUAGGUUGGCACCUAUGACUCCCUCGAAGGUACGGCACUAGGCAUUGAAGUCUUUGCUCAGGCUUGCCCAGUGCCCACCCCUCCUAGAAGUCCGAAACUCGCUAGUCCCAUUAUCGGGCUUCUGAUUCGCGGUGGCACUACUAGGGGGCCUACAUAGUGCUGGGGUUCGGCACAAGGCCAGG